UUUCUUUUAAAUGCUUUAUUAAUCUUUCUUUGACAGAAGCAAUACAUUUAAGUAGAUGUUUCAGGAAAGAUGCAAACCGACAAGUGACAUGGUGAACGGCAAUAGCGAUGUUAAAGAGCACGUUGCGAAUGUUGACCACGAGGAAGACAAUGGCAACGGCGGUAACAAUGAUGAUGAAGAUGACGAUAAUGACAAAGAUGAGAACGACGACGACGAUGACGACGGCGAUGACAACGGCGACGGCGGCGACGACGACGACGACGACGACGACGACGACGAUGACGAUGACGACUCCGACGGUGGUGGCGAUAGCGAUAGCAACCACGAUGAUGACUUCGACGGCGACUCCGACGGCGACGACUCCGACGUCGACGACAUAAGCUUCAUUGAAACUUCAAGCAUUUAGAAACAGCUGGAUCACCGUAUCUUAGUCGCUGCUGCUGGUACCAAGGCGACUGUCACCGUCGUCGUCGUCGUCGCAAUCUGGAUAUAUCUCGCGGUUAUAUAUAUUUUAAGGACGUACACUCGACGUGUCCUCGAGGAGCAUAAAGAUGUACGUCGGACCCGUUUGUCGAUCCAAGUCACAUUCAACCGGGUCGCGACAGUGCGAAGGUCGCCCGCGAAGACAUUUCAUUCACCACCCAGGGGAAGCGCGCCGAUUGUCCGGAGAACGAAUCGGGUGUCCUUAAUCGCGUGCGCGCGCGCAGGACUCACCACGCGAGGUAGACGACGAAAAUUGCUCCGAUCUCUGCGGUUUAGAGCCGCGAAAACUCGCGCGCGUUCUCGCUCUCAGCCGCUCGCUCGCUCGUCGGUGCUCGUCCAAAUUGGCUGCUCCCUCCGAAUCAGUAUCAACAGCAGCAUCCUCCCGUGAGUUCUGUGCUGUCGCGCGCCGAAGACAAGCACUGUCACCGAACACCGAGCGCACGCACCGUGCCGUCCGCACCGUCAACACCAGGAGGCGCUCUACGGAGGCGCGCGCUUGCCUCUUGCGCUCGAAUUCGUAUCGCGGCUCCUUGAUCUCCUACGAUUCGUUAUCUCUUUGAAGAUUAUACAAUAUUUAUUAUGUAUAUAGAUAAAGAAAAAACGAAUUCUCUUAUUGUUAAUUUAUCACUUUCAAAUGACAUUAUCGCGCAAUUGCAUAGAUAAGAAAGGAAAUUUUUUUCAAUCGAACUUUAUUACAAAUGAAACCGCUGAUUCAUCGACCCUGAAUCGUGCGAUUAUAGAUUAUAUACUAUAAUUUACAGAAACUUUCUUAACUCGGCUUUAAUUAAAUGAUGACAUCGUAUAAUUUGAAUCGAAAGAUUCUUCAUCUAUUUUUGGAUUGAAUGUAAUCUUAUUUCUAACGCAAUUAUAGGAAAUUUUCUCUAAAUAUAUCACUCUCGCGAGAAGAAAAAUCAUUUUCUUCAUUUUUUCUUUUCAGUCUCAUAUUUUUUUAGCUUUGGAAAAUACGCGGAUAUUGUGUUGCAGUAUCACUUUCCCGCGUGGAAAGUGACUGCUUCAAUCGGUGGAAAAUGGGUAUAAACAUCCUACCUAGAAAAAAUAUAGAAAGGGAGAGAGAGAGAGAGAGAGAGAGAAAGACAAAUCAAGCGUAAACGAGGGCGCGAACAGCGUCGAGAGUUAACGGCACUAAAGGGUUGCGCAACCCCUUCUCGAUAUUAUCUCACAAUAUUGCCAGCGCAUUAUUACACACGGCGAUUGAUUUGCGGUUCUCUCUGUUCCGCAAAUUCCGAGAUUCCGCCGCGUAGCAUCGAUUUUGCAUUAGUUCCGAGUAAUUUGCGCGACGACGCAACAGCGACAACGAAAAUUAAAUAGGUUCUCGAUAGUCUGGUUCACCGCUCUCCAACGAGGGUGCUGGAUUUUUCGGGAAAAUACGAGAUAAAAAUCCGCGCGUGCAAACAUACAAGUAACACAUGCGUAUUACAUACAUACAUACAUAAUACAUACAUACAUACAUACAUACAUAUGCACACACACACACACACACACACACAAAACUUGUAUAGAUUGUGCAUUGAAUUUGAUCUAAAAAUAAACAGGCCCCCUUCCACAAUGAGGGAGUGUAGACUAAUCACCUUCACCGCGCCCAUUAAAUCGAUCCAAUCUCAUUUGACUGCCGUUAAAUUUAAAUCAACUUGACAUGACAAACACGUGAAAUAGAGCGGCGGCGACGAUGACGACGACAUCGCGUGUUCUCGUUUAUUCUUUCGUACCUACGAUAGCGUCUCUUAUCUCGCUUUCAGAAUUCAUUUAAAUGAGAUAGUCGAUAGGAAGAGCCGCGUGAUACAAGGCGAUCAAGAAAUCGGGUCGCAGUUCGUCUCUCCUGAAAAAUAUUCGUUUUAGACUAUUAUCGCAUUUGGAUUGAAAGAAUAACUUUUUGAUGCAAUAAAUCCUUUGAAAAGGAAUUUUUAUCCACAAAGAGUAUCUUUGCAAUAGAAUCACGCUUCCUCGAAGAUACUACAUAUGAAUUAAACAAUAAAAUGUGUAAUAUUAAAAUAUUACAAUUAUAUUGUUAUCAUUAUAAACACAAUCUUUGCUAUAACACAAAUUUCUGCUUACGUUUUUACGACUAGAAACUUACUCAUGUAAGUUAUAACAAACAGUAAUAUGAUGGAUACACUGGUAUAUUUGGUAUUUAUUUGAUAUUUAUAUAGUUCCUAUUUAUUUCAUAGACUUAGACUUAGCAUAACAAUUUAAGGCCUUCAAACCAGAGGAAAGAUCAAGUGUUAGAGAAUAGAUAAAAAUAAAAAAUAUUUAUUUUUAAGUUAUCUAUUUCUAGUCUGAAAUAAAUAAGAACCAUAAAUUAUAACAAUUAUAUUCAAGAGCAAUAUAUUCACCUAGAUAUUUAAACAAUGAUAAAAAAAGAAAAACUGCUAAACAAUAUCAUUAUUUGGAUAAUAUUGAAUUAUAUAGAGAAUGUGAUGUACCAUGCAUUAAAUAUGUAUACAAUGGAAUUAAAAUAUUCUUAUAUAGAUAUAACAUAAAAAAAAAAAAUAUAUAAAAAAUAAAAAAAAAUAUAAAAAAGAUUUAUAAUAACGCCUUAAUGUCUUUAUAAAUCUACUAUAGUGUCGUCGUUUCUAUUGAUGGGAUCUCCCUUGAGUAACGCCACAAUCAUGC
Cataglyphis hispanica is the source of this 3114-nucleotide messenger RNA. Its product is annotated as prostatic spermine-binding protein-like. The coding region runs from base 56 to 406 and encodes 116 amino acids. Lineage: Eukaryota; Metazoa; Arthropoda; Insecta; Hymenoptera; Formicidae. The transcript is spliced from 2 exons. The record is from RefSeq and is a predicted model, not a curated record.